CUCGAUUAAACUCAAUAAUAUCAGAUUUUGAAACAUAAAUAACAAAAGAAAAAGUGAAAUACACUAUUAAAACACUUACAUGGAAAAGAAAGCCAGCAAAUUCCAGCUUAAUUUUAACUAAAAAAAUCCUAAAAUGGCCAGAGGUGCAGUGUGGUAAUGCUUAAAUAUGCAAUUAAAUAUUAAACAAAUACGAGAAAUCUAAAAAUAGACACAGCCAAACAAAAGGAAAUUAAAAACAUGACAGAUGAACAACAACAAAGCGGUAACAACAAUAAUGAAACUUCAAAUCCAAGAAGUCAAGACACUCCACAAUUGGAAGAAGCUGCCAGCUCAACAAUUCCAUCUUUAGAUACUAAUGUUUCCAUGCUGACAAGCGGUAACGGCAGCUUAAAUUUCCUGUGCCCAACUGUAGAUUUUUCAGAGAUAUCGUUUAAAGAGAAAGUUGGCCAUGGUUCUUACGGUGUGGUUUACAAAGCAAUUUGGCGUGAUCACUACGUAGCGGUAAAAGAAUUUGGUCCUAAAGCAGAACAAAAAGCGAUAGAGACCGAAGUGAAGCAGUUGUCCCGCGUCCAACAUCCCAACAUAAUAGCUUUAUAUGGUUUGGCCGCAAAUCAAAUGUCGACUUACUUAAUUAUGGAAUAUGCUGAAGGUGGAUCGCUAUAUGAUUUUUUACAUGGCAAAGCGAAACCCUAUUAUUCCACUGCACACGCAAUGAGUUGGGCCCGUCAAUGUGCUGAGGGCGUGGCUUAUUUACAUGCUAUGAAACCAAAACCUCUAAUACAUCGUGACUUAAAGCCCUUAAAUUUACUGCUUACCAACAGAGGAAGACUUUUAAAAAUUUGUGACUUUGGGACAGUGGCUGAUAAGUCCACCUUGAUGACUAACAAUAAAGGCAGUGCCGCCUGGAUGGCUCCGGAGGUUUUUGAAGGUUCAAAAUAUACCGAAAAAUGUGAUAUAUUUAGUUGGGGUAUUGUUUUAUGGGAAGUGCUAUCACGGCAAAAGCCAUUUAAAGAUGUUGAUAACACGUACUCGAUUAUGUGGAAAAUUCAUAAAGGAGAACGACCGCCUCUGAUAGCAGAUUGUCCAAGGCCGAUAGAAAAUUUAAUGACUUCUUGUUGGGCAACCAAACCGGAAUUGCGACCUUCUAUGCAGCAUGUAGUGGAAGUAAUGAAUGAAUUAGUCUUGGGAUUCCCGGGAGCUGAAGAGCCCUUGGAAUACGAAUUUGUGAAUCAACAGAUCAUCAGUCCCACUUCUAAUCAAUCUACUGCAAAUAAUUACGUAUUGGAUUUCAGUAAUUUUAGUUCGUCCAGUUACAGCAGUGCCACUACACAAGUUACUCAUCAGACCAGCGUUGCAUCUUCUACCUCUGCGUCCAGUACACCCACCCCUACUAAUCCGCCGGAAAACAACGUGGAAAACUUAAUUAGUUUCCCUUCUGAUAUUCAGACAACAACAGCAAUAACGACUGCACAUUGGGAUACCAUACCCGAGGAAUCAGAAACUCUGUCAAGUGAUCAAAAUGAAGUAGAUGUUUGCGAUACAUUCAACGUGGCUACUUCAAACGAAUCUAUACAACGCUACCAAACUAUACGUAACAACAUGUUACAAAUGGCUUCCGUUCCUAUGGCUCCUUUAUCAAUCGACAUUGAUCCCAAUGCUUGGGAUCUAAAUGAAAGUGAUAGCACUACGAAUUUGGCCAAAACUGAUGGCAAAGAACGUCUUACAGUCACUGAUGCCAAACCGAUAAUGGCAGCUGAUAAAUUACCGACACACGCGAGCAAAGAAAUCGAAACACAGCUCGAUGAAGAUGACGAUAACAAUGAAUCAUGGCAUGAAAUGUUAGAUACUGAACUACAGCCGGAACAACCCAUUGCCGAUAAUGCCGAAUCGCAAGAAAUUUAUAACGAUCACAGACAUUUAGCGAAAGAAUAUCUAAGAGUUAAUACGAAUUUAUAUUAUGUUCAGGAUUUCAAGGAGAAAUACCUUUUGAAAAUGGAUCCGGAAGAGCGGAGAGAAAAAGAACAAAUAUUGCAGAAAAUGAGCGAGAAGACCGAAUUGCUCGAGUUGUAUAACAAUCUGAAACAGCAAUUGGAUGUUUUGCGUACGGGACAAACAUUAGAAUCGCAUCAAUUUAAAAAUGACAAUUCUCAAAGCAGCGGCGAAGUCGAGUCCGAUGAUAGUUGGGUUGUUAUACCAUCUAAUCAGAGUGCCUAGAUUUAAAUUGAUUAAUUGAUUUUUUCACUUUCAAUUUAUACUUAUGUCUUAAUUUUUUUUUUUUGAUAAAAUGAUGUGCCAUUGUGUGAGUGACAAUGUCUAAGAAAUUUGUAUGCCUGUGAUCUCAGAACAAAGUUGUUAGACUAAGAUGUGAAAUGAUUUGUUUAAUAUUUAUUUUUAAGAGUGUUUAAGUCAUUAAUAGAAUGUUAAUUAUGUAGAAUUAAUUAAGUUAAGUUCAUUGUAAAUAAAAGACUUUAAUUAGAAAAUCAAAA
Messenger RNA from Glossina fuscipes, 2486 nucleotides. RefSeq names its product mitogen-activated protein kinase kinase kinase 7 (gene Tak1). NCBI's taxonomy places the organism in Eukaryota, Metazoa, Arthropoda, Insecta, Diptera, Glossinidae. Gene Ontology annotation, biological process: positive regulation of canonical NF-kappaB signal transduction; JNK cascade; protein phosphorylation. The transcript has 7 exons. Bases 238 to 2214 code for a protein of 658 amino acids. The record is from RefSeq and is a predicted model, not a curated record. Gene Ontology annotation, molecular function: ATP binding; MAP kinase kinase kinase activity; magnesium ion binding.